This is a messenger RNA of Terrapene triunguis (Three-toed box turtle), 2224 nucleotides long. RefSeq names its product factor VIII intron 22 protein-like. Gene Ontology annotation, molecular function: protein binding. Lineage: Eukaryota; Metazoa; Chordata; Testudines; Emydidae. Gene Ontology annotation, cellular component: early endosome. The transcript has a single exon. The record is from RefSeq and is a predicted model, not a curated record. Bases 16 to 1032 code for a protein of 338 amino acids. Gene Ontology annotation, biological process: vesicle cytoskeletal trafficking.
GAAGCCGCUGAGUGGAUGGCGGCGGCGGGCAGCUCGGGCCCGGCCGGCCCUGGGGUGCUGGGGGCGGCCGGCUGGGACGGGGACUUCCUGGCGCGGUACCGGCUGGUGUCGGCCAAGCUGCGGAAGCGGUUCCUGCGGAAGCCGAACGUGUCGGAGGCGGCGGAGCAGUUCGGGGUGCUGGCCCGGGAGCUGCGGGCCCAGGAGAGCCUUCCCUACGCCGCCUGGUGCCAGCUGGCCGUGGCCCGCUGCGCCCAGAGCCUCUUCCACGGGCCCGGCGAGGCGCAGGCCCUGACCGAGGCCGCGCGCCUCUUCCUGCGCCAGGAGCGGGACCUGCAGCAGCGGCUGAGCCUGAGCGGCGGCUUCGCUGAGCAUCUGCAGGCCUCGCAUAGCUGCUUCGCCUUCGCCGCCCGCCUGCACCUGGAACUGGGGCAGCCGGCGCUGGCUGCAGGGCUCUGCCUGGAGCUGGGCUCGGCGUUGCGGGACAUGGAGCAGCCCGGCCCAGCCGCCCCACACUUCCAGCGUGCUGCCGAGCUGCUGGCGGCCGCUGAGCUGCCCCUGGAGGCGCUGCGCUGCCUGGGCGAGCUGGCCUCCUGUCUGUUGCUCACCCGCGACUACGAAGGGGCCCUGGCUGUGCUCACCCAGGCGCAGCUGCUGGCCCAGGCCGGGCCCAGCCCACCCAGCGGCGCCUUCCUAGAGGUGUUGGUGCGUUGCGAGGUGUCCCGGGUGCUACUGCUUCUGCUGCUUCAGCCGCCGCUACCCAAGCUGCUGCCUGAGCAUGCCCAGACCCUGGAGAAAUACUGCUGGGAGGCCUUCGAGAGUGGGGCGGGAGCUGGGCAACUCCCCCAGGCAGGGUAUCUGCCCCCGGGCCUCUUCCUCCUGCUGCAGUCCACUGUCAUGGCCUGUCAGGAGAAGGACCUGGAGGCACUCAAAGUGCUGCAGGCCGAGCUCUGGCCGCUGCUCAGCCCCGAGCAGAACCACCUGCUCCACCUGGUGCUUCAAGAGAUGAUCAGCCCCUCUGGGCAGGGGGCCUAGUUCCCCCACUCAGACUGGCUUCAGUUGCCUGUUGCCACUUCCAUAGGGGAGAGGCCUGCCCCACCCACCUGCUGCUGCCUCAGUGGGACUCUGAGUCCCCCCCCCCCCCAAACCAGCAUCACCAGGGAGAUAGGCCUUGCCCACCUUCAGCUGCCAUCUCUAUGGCAUCUCUGCACCAUCUGCCAUCUCCACAGAGACUAACUGCACCUUCACUGAUCUGUUGCUAUCUCCCUCAUAUAACCUGAAACCCUCAGCAAGCAGUAAUGCAACCUAUUGCAACCAUCCACAGGAGAGAUGAGCCCCAUCUGCUACCACGGGGAAUGGCCUUCCCCUCUGCUGCCAGCCACAGGAGUCUAAUCCCUACCCUGCAUCACCACCAGCAUGACUUGUUUCAACCACCAUGGGAUUCUGUUUCCCACAGUAGCCAUAUAGAGGGUUUUUCCAUUUUGGCCCAUCACCACUACACAGCCUUGGUUCAUCUCUCUGCUACCAUCCGCAUGUAGGAAAGGACUAUGUGAGCUAGAGACUAUUUUCCCAUUGGGGACAAGGAACUUGGACAUGCCAACACUUCCUAUUUACUACUACUAGUUAUAGAGAUCUUUCCUUUUUCAGCCCCAGUGCAGCCUCUUUGCCAUUCUCCUCUCACUCACAGAUUCAAGACACCUGCUACUGCAGGAGAUGAUCCAUUAGAAACUGUAUGUAUGCUACUACAGUUUGAGGUAGUAAGAGGUGGGAUUCUUGCCAUUUUUUAUGAAAAGACUGCAAAUGGCACUCAUUUUCCAAACAGUCCACAAAUGCCAGGAUUCAGUCUUUUAGUUUAAAAUUCUCACAUUUGGAGAUGUAAUGACUAGUGCAUUUUUUCUGUAUCAGUGUAAUUCACAUGUGAGCAAGCUGGUAAAAAUACCAGUUUCUGUUUAAAGUGCUAAGUUUAAAAAAAGUAACUAAACUCGUAACUCUUUCCAUUUAAAAACUAAAUUGGAAGCUAAAGUUUUAUUCUGUACCUUCUGCUCCAGAUUCUGUUUCAAUGUUGGUAUCUGUUGCCUAAGAAUUGUACUUUCUAACUACCUGGCUCUUGGUCCUAGUUCUUGCUCUGUUAAUAAAUGCUAUAGAUAGAACUCUCGAGACACCAAUGUAUCCUGAAGCCUUGUAGUUCUUUAAGAUGUAAUUCAAUAAAUAUUGUAGACUUUUAAAA